This is a messenger RNA of Galleria mellonella (greater wax moth), 2759 nucleotides long. It is a transcript of the gene SPZ1, whose product is annotated as protein spaetzle. Gene Ontology annotation, molecular function: Toll binding; growth factor activity. NCBI's taxonomy places the organism in Eukaryota, Metazoa, Arthropoda, Insecta, Lepidoptera, Pyralidae. Gene Ontology annotation, cellular component: extracellular region. The transcript is spliced from 7 exons. Bases 206 to 1153 code for a protein of 315 amino acids. The record is from RefSeq and is a predicted model, not a curated record. Gene Ontology annotation, biological process: regulation of Toll signaling pathway; central nervous system formation; innate immune response.
CGUGAACUGCUCAGCCGGUGCGGUCGGUCAGUUGUCACACGUACGUGUAAAGAGGUGCACGUUUAGGUAUAUCGAUAUCGACAAAUAAGGCUGGGACCCUGCGUCAUUACGAGUCGCAAAUAAAUCGCGUGAAUUUCGUCAUGUAAGUUAAUAAUUAAACACCACGCGCGCGUUGUGGUCGACGAAACAUUGUGAACAUGGUUAUAUGUUUUUCAAGAGCAUAAUGUAUUGGAUUAUUCAAUGUCUCGUUUGGAUCAGUCUGACAUCGACACCGGCGUUUACUUAUAAUGACUACAUAGAAUAUCAGACAUCUUCAGAAAAUCGAAAUGAAUAUUCAAGAGACCCAGUCAGGACAGAGCAAAUUAGUAUAGGAAACAGACGGAGCUAUGAACGAGUUACAGAACGAUAUUUGGAGGGAUCGAAUGAACGAUCACAUAUGAGCGAACGAUCGAUCCCACUUAAUCAUAAGAGAGUGAAUGAACAAAACAACAGAAGAACAAGCACAGUAGAUGAAGGUUACAGAAGAAAUAGCAAUUCGUCGCUCAAAAUUGUAAAUGAUUUAGCAAAGCCUUAUCCUAUAGUUAGUAAUAGGAGAGCACAAGAAGACUCCAAACCGUCGUUAAGGGACAGUGUUGUGUUCCCAGGGCCAACUUCAAGAGCGCCAUUAUUCCGUCCGCAGAUAUCGGACGAUAAUUGUUUAAAACAUGGUAUCUGCGAGAGCAUCCCUAAUUAUCCCACAGAACGAGUCGCUGCUAUUCUAAAAGAGCUGGAAAAUUCAAAAUAUAGAUUCAACGUAGAUAUUUUAGAUACGCCAGAGAUUGUACAAAGGAUAGGAUCUCCAGAUCAAAUGAUGGAACUUUGUAACUCCGAGGAGAAGGUUGUGUACCCCGAAGCUGCAUAUGACGAUAAAUGGUAUAUAAUAAUAAAUCAAAAAAAGACACCGCGACAAGGUUUCCGUGUUGAAAUCUGCAGGCCUGCAAACGUGCCUUGCUCGAGCAUAAUCUAUGUGGACGAGUCAACGUACAACGCGACUUGCAUACAAAAGCAUCAGUACCGCCAAAUGGCCGCCCUCGACGAAUCUGGCAAUUUGAUAGAGAAGGAGUUCAAAAUACCUUCAUGCUGCUCUUGCGCCAUAUCUGCUGUAAAUUUAUAAUAUUAAAAAACCUGGAAAACAUUGAAGGAGUUUAAAAAACAAUUUGUGUACCUGGAUUUAAACAGUGUUAAUUGCGCUGGAAGAUUUAUUAUGUGAAUCGUUCUAUUAAAAUAUUAAUAAGUGCCACACCAAUUGCCAAGUCCUCAACCUAGGAUAUCUUGUGUUAUGAGGAACCAGGCAAUAAACAUUUGCGGAAUAGAUGAGAUCGUAAUGUUAAUAAAUUCUCUAUCUAUAUUUUGUAAUGAAAAGUCAAUUUUAUGUAUGUAAUAUAUACCAUAAUGUACCCAUGAUUGUGAUAUAUCUACCUAUAUAAUUACAUAUGAGUUUUGUUGCUUUGACCUACUAAGAUUCAAUAAAAAAAAUAUAUAGCUGUAUGCCUGAUUUAGUAUCAAUGAUAGUUACAACUCAACUAUAAUUUACACUGUACCUUAGAUUAUAUACGAGAAGAUAGAGUGUCUCCAUAUAAAUGAUUCGAGAAAAGCAACAGCUUUUUAUACACUUUUGCGUGAUAAAUUGUUAUAAGUGACUCCUUUAUAACGGCUAUAUUUAUUUUUUCUUAUAAUUUCUGCAUCUUUUUAAUGAGUGAAUACUCAUUUUAUUUAUUAAAUAUUACGUCAAGAUACAUUGUAUAUAGAACACUGCUUAAAAAAAAACGAGUCAGCUAAUUUGACAUUUAGCUGACAAAAAGUUAACCCGAUUUUGAGACUCGAUGAUUUGUGUGUAUAAUCUAAAAAUGUAAAUAAUUGGCCAUUACAAUUUUUUUUUCUACUAUGAACAACAAACAGGCCAUAAAAAAAGUCGAUGACCCACCUGUUUCAAAGUGGUAAACCUUGGCCUAUAGAUAUAAAUAACGUUAGAAUUAUAAGUAUAUUAUACGUUGAUGAUAUAAUGAACGAGAUAUUUACUUAAAAGGAGUGGAUGAAGCAUAGAUUGAAAGACAAGUGAAGAUGAAAAUCCGAUGGCCGCAUCAAGUAUAUUUAUAUCCUAACUAAUUCUCGUGGCUUUGUUUGCAUGAAUAAUUAUAUUUAUAAAGUAUGCUAUGUGUUAAGUUAGGGAAUAACUUACCCGUGUACCAAAUUUCAUUCAAAUACGUUCAGGAGUGAUUGAGUAAUAAACAUACCAACAUCUUUACAAUUUUUUUAAUUUGUAAUAUUAAUAGGGUAAAAUCAAUUUACUAAGCUAAAUAAUGGUACACUUUCUACUAUAAAAAUAUUUUACAAUGUCACAAAACUUUUUCAAUUAACCAUUAUUGCUUUAAGGACCAGUAUGAUUUAAAUUUAAAAAGUCAGAGCUACUCUAAAUUUAAUCUUGGUGGUCCAUAGCUUAAUUCUUUAUCUAAACUAUGAAAUAAAUAAAUAUUUUUUUGAGAUUAAUUUUUUAAUUUAAUAACACAACAGGCAACACUAUUGUCUGAUAGUCAAAGAUUAUUUGGUGCAUCCAAAUAACGAUAACUAAUAAUCUCUCUAUAAAUUUAUGCUCAAAGCAUGUCACACGUUAUAAUUUUAUAUGUAAGUUAAUGUAUAUAAAUGUUAAAUCGAUAGGUAACUGUUUCCUUACCUAAUAGGUACCUAUUUCUUUAUUAUGAAAAAUAAAUUAAUUAUUUUUA